GAGACCGGAAGUGAAAGACACGGAAGAAGAAAAUGGAGGCGGCAGUGUUCAUCCUGUCGCUAGUGGACUGCUGUGCACUGAUUUUCCUCUCGGUCUACUUUAUCAUCACUCUGUCUGAUUUGGAGUGCGAUUACAUCAACGCCCGAGCAUGCUGCUCCAAACUCAACAAAUGGGUGAUUCCAGAGAUGGUGGGUCAGUGUCUCUCCACCAUGCUGAUGCUGGUCUCCAUGCACUGGUUCAUCUUCCUCCUCAACCUGCCUGUAGCUGUCUGGGACAUUUAUAGGUACGUGAAGGUCCCGAUGGGGAACAUGGGCGUGUUCGACCCCACUGAGAUCCACAACCGGGGCCAGCUCAAGUCCCACAUGAAGGAGGCCAUGAUCAAACUGGGCUACCACCUGCUCUGCUUCUUUAUUUACCUGUACAGCAUGAUCCUGGCUCUGAUCAACGACUGAAGCCCCGCCCCCAUCAGGCUCUCUGAUUCCCCCCUGCUGUCAAACUCCAGGACAACCCCCGCAAUCUACACACACAUCCUGUCCUGUGUGUGUGUACAGUUCUGCUCUGUCGUCACAAUCUCAGCGUUUACCUUUAAUACAGAGGUUAACAUUUAAUCAUCUAACACUUCAUCACAUCAUCAGCGUAUAAAGAAAACUACACAUAGUAAUUCUCUGUGGUCUCAAACAUCCUCACACCGAAAGAUCCAAAAAAUGAUAGAACACUCACGACAAGAUAGGAAGAGAAAACCCGCUGUGUGCCAGCGUGAGGUACCUCACAAGAUGUAAAUAAUGAAAACGGAUGUAAACAAACCUGGUGACUCCAGCCUGUGUUAACCUGUUCAUCCUUUUAGUGAGAUCCUACCUGUUUUAAGUAUGUGAACCACAUUCAUGCUAGCCAGUGUUAGCCUCAGUGCUAAUGUGUUUACAGAUGCUUUGAAACAUCACCAGCAGCUAGCCUCUCUCUCUCUCUCUCUCUCUCUCUCUCUCGCUCGCUUGCUCGCUUGCUCUCUCUCUUUCUCUCUCUUUCUCUCUUUCUCUCUCUCUCUGAAAAAACCAUCCAGCCUAAAUCUCAAAUAUAAAUCAGUGAUAGGUUUAUGAAAUAAUAUUAGACCUCAUCUCUAAGGCCCUCACAUCAGCAGAUAAUCAGAACAUCAUUGUUGACAGAGUUGGCCAAUCGGAGGAAAGUGGGCACGUAGGGAGGGGGGAUGGGGGGGCGCCUUAAAGAGACAGUAGCUGAAAUGAGAGAUUUUACAGACAACAGUAUCAGAUAAAUAAGGAGGUUUUUUUUGUGCUACACAUCUCGCUGCACUACUCAAUCGGUUUCCCAGGCGGACAUACACAUACCAAUAUCAGCUGUUUAAAAUUGAUAACUUAUUAUGUUAAAAUAAUAAAAGACAAUAUUUUAUGUGCAGGUCCUCAGGAGGCCGCUGACACAAAAAAAACUACUGAAGAAUAAAUAUUUAACAAUUAAUAUACUGUAAUUUUAUACAACAUAUGUCUGAUCUGCUGAACGUGAUGGAUACAGUGCUGGAAGGAUUGUUAACUAUGGAGUCAGAGCGCCCUCUGCUGGACAAACUACAUGACGCUAUUCUAACCAUACAUGUUUUGUUUUUAAAUUCAUAAAUAUGGAUCAGCUGAAGUAACAAUCUAUCUGUAGUGAAAAUGAUUUUAAGCUUUGUUUUCUUUGUCCCUCCUUGAUGAACACACACUUCUAACAGAUUUCAUCUCUCUCUCUCACACACACACACACACACACACACACACACACACACAUACACUCCUUCAGUCGUCUGAACGCUUGCAGUAUUGGUCAGGAGCUUCCACUACAUUUUUUAUGUUUGUUCGAAUCAGAAGUGCGUGAGUGUGAUCGAAACUCUGUUAUUGUGACGACAGCAGAGAUCACUGUAACACAGUACACACACACACACACACACACACACACACACAUCUCUGCCUAUGUGUGUGUGUGUGUGUUCAUUGAGUAUUUUGCCCCACUAAGGUUGUUCUGUCUGUGGACAGGCAUGAAUCUAUGUUUUUUUUUUUUUUACUGUGAGAUCAAACCUGCACUGAUGCUGUGUUAAUUAACUGAACACACACACUGUUCAGCUGAGUAGCACGGUGUGUGUGUGAGUGAGUGAGUGUGUGAGUGUGUGUGUGUGUGUGUGUGUGUGUGCAGACAGAUAAUCAGACACAGUCGGUCCAUCCUACUCAUAAAAAGGCCUUUUUACAUGAACAACUCCACACUCAUCAAGUGUUCACUUUCUGGGUUUUUUGUUUGUUUUGUUUUUUGAGGGAGAUUAUAAUGUUUCAUAAAUAAAAUAAUAAAAAAGA
Molecule: messenger RNA, 2324 nt
Organism: Labrus bergylta (ballan wrasse)
Lineage: Eukaryota; Metazoa; Chordata; Actinopteri; Labriformes; Labridae
Gene: cnih4
Product: cornichon family member 4
Biological process (GO): endoplasmic reticulum to Golgi vesicle-mediated transport
Cellular component (GO): COPII-coated ER to Golgi transport vesicle; endoplasmic reticulum membrane
Source: RefSeq, a predicted model, not a curated record